CGACAUGUCAUCAGUCGGUGCCGUCCCACCCCUUGGUGCCUGAUGAUGUCCCGGUCCUUGGACCUGCCGCCGCCGCCGCUGCUGCCUUGCCCUGGAUCUCCAUCUCGAUGAAACCCUGCAUGCCGACUGCGUACGAUGCGCAGAGUCAUAAAGUCGGUGCCUGCAAUGCAGAUAUGUAUCCGUAGACUGAGGAAGGGCGGACGCGACGCUGGAGAGAGACGAGCCUCGGGCACCGCGACCUCGGCCAUCAAUCACUCCGGAUACCUAGUGUCGCUGGGUGGCGCCCUCCUCCUGCUUGUUGCCCAAUUCCACGGGUCAGACAACGGCUCUGCUAAAUGGGCUCGAGCAAAGGGGCCCAGCCCACGUCACAAGGAAAUUGCAUUUGCCCGAGGACUUUUCUUUUCUAAAAACGCCAAGAUGCAACAACGGUGGGGAGGGGAAUGCGCGCUUGGCAUGAAAGUGAAGAAGGGGGGGGGGGGGGGGGGAGGAUCUAGGAAGCUGGCGGCGCAGACGACAGCGGCGCCACCCGCACUUUGGGCGGGCAUCAAGUCGGUAUCUGCUUCUUCUUUUUUUCUUUUUUUUUUUUCCUUUCUUUCAUUCGCCCUCUUGCAUCCCCUACUUUGUUGUCUCUUCACGUGCGAGCAAGGUACGGUCUUGUUGUGAGGCCUUGUUGCUCCUUCCCCUGGCGCGGAUAGGCAGCCGGGCAAGGCAGCCAAGUGGAUGUGGCCCAUUCUGGACCGAGAUGGGGGGAGGGGAGUGGUCUGUCAGGUGAGGAGCGAGUGGUGCAAAGGCAGAGACGGGCAUUGGCCCUUUCUAGACAUUGGGGAGGGAUACAGCAUCUGCA
This is a messenger RNA of Colletotrichum navitas, 844 nucleotides long. RefSeq lists its product as uncharacterized. The transcript has a single exon. The record is from RefSeq and is a predicted model, not a curated record. The coding region runs from base 136 to 663 and encodes 175 amino acids. Lineage: Eukaryota; Fungi; Ascomycota; Sordariomycetes; Glomerellales; Glomerellaceae.